Guillardia theta CCMP2712 is the source of this 1050-nucleotide messenger RNA. RefSeq lists its product as hypothetical. The annotation marks the transcript as partial. The transcript is spliced from 2 exons. Gene Ontology annotation, molecular function: ATP binding; microtubule motor activity; microtubule binding. The record is from RefSeq and is a predicted model, not a curated record. Gene Ontology annotation, biological process: mitotic spindle organization; microtubule-based movement. NCBI's taxonomy places the organism in Eukaryota, Cryptophyceae, Pyrenomonadales, Geminigeraceae.
CAGGCACGACCCUUGUCAACGCGCGAGCGUGUUGAGGAGGCGUCGCCGUGCGUGCAAGCGCUCGAUAAGGAGCAGAUCAAGCUUGGAAGCAAGUACUUCACGUUUGAUAUGGUGUACGAUGCCGACUCACAGCAAGAAAUCAUCUAUGAUGAAUGUGUACGAGAGCUUGUCCGAGGAUGUCUCAAGGGUUACAAUGCCACUGUUCUUGCAUACGGCCAGACAGGAUCUGGAAAGACCUACACCAUGGGCAGCACUAGCAUUGACGCCAUGCUUGAAGACGAACAAGGAAUCAUUCCAAGAGCAAUCCGACAGCUCUUUGACGACAUAAAAGAACAGAAGGUAAAACAGCCUGACGUUCAGUACAAGAUCCACGUUUCUUUCCUGGAGAUUUACAACGAAGAGAUCAAGGACCUGUUGGACAACCAGCCUCACCUCCACGGGAAACACAAGAACAUCUCGCUGCGUGAAGGGCCCAACGGCAGCAUCGUGGUGACUGGGGUGACCGAAGAGCCUGUCGAGACCUGCGACGAGAUGUUCCACUGCCUCGAGCGGGGGACAGUGUGCAGGAGCGUGGGGAGCACCUCGAUGAACUCCGUCUCCUCCCGCUCGCAUGCUAUCUUCACGGUCACCAUCGAGCAGAGCACUGACAUGCAGUUUUCCGGCUCGGAGUCGGAGGGCGGGCAGGAGCCGCACGGCCCGUCGAGCAUCACGAGCAAGUUCCACUUCGUAGACCUGGCAGGGUCUGAGCGGGCGAAGAGGACGCAGGCGGCAGGAGAGCGCUUGAAGGAGGGCAUCAACAUCAACUACGGGCUGCUGGUGCUCGGGAACGUGAUCAGCGCGUUGGGCGACGAGAGCAGGAAGGGGUCGCACGUGCCGUACAGGGACUCGAAGCUGACCCGCAUGCUGCAAGACUCCAUCGGAGGGAACAGCCGGACGUUGAUGAUCGCCUGCAUCAGCCCGGCCGACAGCAACUUCGCCGAGAGCUACAACACGUUGGUGUACGCCAAUAGAGCGAGGAACAUCAAGAACAAGCCCGUGGUGAACAGAGAC